AUGACUAUCAAACAACUUUUGACAUGCCGCCCUCGCCUUCAUCCUCGCCUCCGUCUCCGUUGUUCCUUCAUUGCAGUGCUAGCGCCUUUCGAGACUCGUCCCAACCUUAAACCGAUACCGCCCGCCUGGCCACUCGCAACCCACUCUCAUCUCAGGCACUUCACAAACCAGCCCAACAUCACUGUUGAUGUUCGAUGUCCAGAAUGUGGAGCUAAUCCGGAACCAUCGUCAAUCGAUCGAUCAACUUCUAAGUCCAUCUGCCACCGCUGUGACAGCUUUCUUCCUCUCACAGUUGCUGGCUCGCACUUUUCCCUGUUUGGUCUACCAAAAGGUUACCGAAUCGAUCGAAGUGCACUUCGUCUUCAAUACCAUCGAUGGCAACAAUUGGUACAUCCUGAUCUCAUUGCUGGUCGCCAAAACACAACUCUCGCUCAAACCGAUCGAUCAGGUCUCAAUCGGAUCUCUCAGGCUGAGUUGGCUUCGCAGUGGAGUAUUCUUGUCAACCAAGCCCGAGCGACCCUGGAGGAUGAUGUAAAGCGAGCGGCUUAUAUGCUUGAGCUAGAUGGAAGGCUUUCAAUGCCUGAUGAGAGUGGGAAUAAUUCAGUGGAUCCAAAUCUCUUGAUGACAUUGAUGGAAGCUCACGAGCAGCUGGAAGAAGCCGAGACUGAGGUAGAAGUGAUGGAAAUUCGAAGGGCCAACAAAGAAAUGAUACAGGAAACAGUCUUAGAGCUCGAGCAAUUAUGGAAUCCCGAUAGUCAACUUGACAUUGAUACACUCGAACGUGCAAGGGCAUUGGCUAUCAAAUUGCGAUACUUGGAAACUAUCGAUAACAAUUGUCGUGAAUGGCGUCCACCAAUCACAUGA
Molecule: messenger RNA, 864 nt
Organism: Melampsora larici-populina 98AG31
Lineage: Eukaryota; Fungi; Basidiomycota; Pucciniomycetes; Pucciniales; Melampsoraceae
Exons: 3
Coding region: 1-864 (287 amino acids)
Biological process (GO): protein complex oligomerization; [2Fe-2S] cluster assembly
Cellular component (GO): mitochondrion
Molecular function (GO): ATPase activator activity; protein-folding chaperone binding
Source: RefSeq, a predicted model, not a curated record